GGCAACAACGAACAGUUCGCGAUUAUCAACAUUGACAAACGUAUAAUGAUUUUCCUUGUUUAGACUUUAGAGAGAAUUAUCUUCAUCCAGAAUGGGUUCUUCGAAGAGAAAAGACAGAGAGCGGGAAUCGAAGAAAAGACACCACAGAGACGAGACGGAGGAGGAGAGACGCGAGAGAAAGUCGAAGAAGAAGAGGAAGCACGACCGGCACAAGCACGACAAACGACCGAGAUCGGACGACGGCGACAGACACGAGCGACAGAGGACCGGCGACGACAUAGGUUACGUCAUCAGCGACGGAGAGCUGUACGAACCGGCGCCGAAGCAUCGCAGAGACGACAGCGCUUCCUCAGCAAGGGAUCAGGAUGUUGCGGCAGCCGUUCAGGCCGCGGGAGAGCGCGAGUCAUCGUCACAUGGUGGUGGAGCGGAAAUGUCCCUCGGCAUUGAGGAAACAAACAAGCUUCGUGUGAGUUUGGGUCUGCGACCGCUAGACGUGACAAGUAGUGAUGUCAAGAAGGAGGAAAAAGAGUCUCUGAAGGACGACGUACACGUGCCGGCGGAGAACCUUGCAGCGAAGAAGCAAGCCGCGGCUCUGAAGGAGAAGCUGAGGCAGAUCAAGGAGAAACGAGAAAUCAACAAGAAGCUACAGUGAGUGAAGAAUCGGUGAAUGGACGAGG
Messenger RNA from Priapulus caudatus, 677 nucleotides. RefSeq names its product U4/U6.U5 tri-snRNP-associated protein 1-like. NCBI's taxonomy places the organism in Eukaryota, Metazoa, Priapulida, Priapulimorpha, Priapulimorphida, Priapulidae. The record is from RefSeq and is a predicted model, not a curated record. The coding region runs from base 92 to 652 and encodes 186 amino acids. Gene Ontology annotation, biological process: mRNA cis splicing, via spliceosome; maturation of 5S rRNA. Gene Ontology annotation, cellular component: U4/U6 x U5 tri-snRNP complex. The transcript is spliced from 6 exons.